UACAGUUCCAGAACUGUCGAGAUCGCACCGAGCGAACGAGUCAGACACAAGCGAGACUAGAGCCUAAAGCAGGUCACAGACACUCACAGCCUUAAAGAGUUUAUCUCAGAGUUUUUCUCAGAGUUUAUCUCAGAGUUUAUCGCAGAUCUUCAGCCUUCCUCACAGACGCAUGGCCACCCUGACGCUGACGCAGAGGCGGGAGCGGUACGCGGAGUGCCGCUGGUCCGCACGGAGCACAGAACCAGAGGUUUUCACGUUCGAGAGGAUUCCUCCACAGACCGCGGCGCUCAGCUGCUACGCGCCCAUCCGACCCAAGAAGCGGUGCACGCGGGUCAUGUACCCGGCCAAAGUGCGCAUGCACCUUCCGCCGCCGGAGCGCAGCUCCGCCAAGCGCGCGCUGCUGCUGCUGCUGCUCGUGCUGCUGUGGCAGAUCUGGACCGAGGAGCCGGAGCUCAAGAUCCGUCCACGCGCACCACAGCCCACGUGCCCAUCCUACGUUCCAACGUACUUCACCUCCAGGCGCGAGAGCCCCGUGUGCCCCGCGAGCCAAGCCAGCCCCGCACGAGAGCCCGGCCACGGUUUUGAGGGCGCGCGCAACAGCUACGUGGUGGCGCUGCUCGUGGCUCACCGUCUCGGGUCCGACUGAGCCCCGCGAGACACUACACCUGAGUACGAGACCAGAGUCCGGACCAGAGAGCCGAAUCUGAACCAGGACUAGAUCAGGAGAGUCCCAGAGGAGCCGCGGGACAAACCUCACACUAAGGCCGGGGACAGCGCACCCAGAGGCGGCCACAGUCCGCACAGAGCCCCGCUGAGCCCCGGGCCGGACAGAACUGAAGCUGAAACUGGACUGAACCAGGAUCAAACCAAGACUUGAAAAUAUGGAACUUUUCAAACUUAGAAAAACUGAGUUUCAGAGACUUGAAUCAAACUGAAAAGACUUGAAGUGAGCUCACGCGCACGUGCACGCGCACCAACACUGUCGUUACUGUAACGCUAUAAAUGUUAUUUAGUAUUUAUUGAACUAUUUGCUAUUUAUUAUUUUGUAAUAAAACGUAUUGAAAUGAA
This is a messenger RNA of Boleophthalmus pectinirostris (great blue-spotted mudskipper), 1068 nucleotides long. It is a transcript of the gene ier3, whose product is annotated as immediate early response 3. The transcript has a single exon. Bases 170 to 646 code for a protein of 158 amino acids. Gene Ontology annotation, biological process: negative regulation of apoptotic process. The record is from RefSeq and is a predicted model, not a curated record. Lineage: Eukaryota; Metazoa; Chordata; Actinopteri; Gobiiformes; Gobiidae.